AUGAAAUCAGGAUUCUUCUUUUGUGUGCUGCUCAGUUUGCUGGCUCAGCUUUCUCAAGCCCAGUACCACUACCAGAACUUGAUGAACUACCUGGAAAGUCGCAUGGCGGCCAUGGAGGAACGUAUUGCUCUAUGGCAUGAGCAGAACAAUCGCUACAACUCAGACAUAAAGAAGUUCAGACAGCAAGCUGCAGAUCUGCUGGAGAAACUCGGGAGGGAUCAUGAGAAGCUGCGGCAGGACCUGGAGGGUGCCGGCGUGCGGGUGGACCGGGUGGAGCGUGAGAUGGACUACAUCGAAACCAAGAAUAUACCUAAACCGUGUGUUAAAGUAGCAGACAAAACAGUGGAACAGAAGGCUGUGGAAAAACAGCAGAAGAAGAAGGAUCAGAUGUUUGAGCUCACCGUUUGCGAUCAGAUUGUGUCAAAUAUCCGAGCCAUGAAGAUCCUGAAAAGGCUGGGCAGCCCCAAAGGCAUUUGGACCAGAGAUUCCAGGACAGCAAAGAUCUAUGUCUUUAAUGGCACAUCUGAGGACACACUGUAUGAGUUUAGCACAGUAAAAGAGCUCUCGACAUCAUCUGGCCUAUCUACAGGCAAACAGAUCACCCUCCCAUCUGCAUGGAAUGGUACCGGCCACACUGUCUAUGAUGGCUUUCUCUACUACAUAAGUGAGAGGUCAGAGCUGCAAGUCAUCAAGUACAACCUGGAGAACAGCUCUGUAGUGGACAGAGCUGUUCUUCCUGUGCAAGACAACAUGUCAGUGUAUGGGCUCAACCCCGAGACCUUGGUAGACCUAUUUGCAGAUGAGGAAGUACUAUGGGCACUGUAUGCUGUUGGAGACACCAUUAACCUGGCCAAGAUGGACUCUGACACACUAGAUAUUGAGCAGAUGUGGGACACAGCGUGCCCCAGAAAAAAUGCUGAAGCUGCCUUUAUUGUAUGUGGGACCGUCUAUGUGGUCUACAACACCCGACCCCCCAGCCGCUCCAGGGUCCAGUGUGUAUUCGAUGUUAAUGAAAUGGUGAUGGGUGGAGAAGCCCCACUGCUGUACUUCCCGAGGCGCUUUGGAGCUCACUCCAGCCUGAAGUACAAUCCUGUAGAGAGGCAGGUGUAUGCUUGGGAUGAUGGGUACCAGAUUAUCUACAGGCUCAGCCUACAAAAGAAAUUGUGGGCAUUAGUGCCGCCUCCGGAGGAAUAACUGCUACUGCAAAAAACUGCAAAAAUUACCUGACCAAAAAGAUUGUGUGCACAUUUAUAUAAUAAAACAUAAAC
Molecule: messenger RNA, 1268 nt
Organism: Trichomycterus rosablanca
Lineage: Eukaryota; Metazoa; Chordata; Actinopteri; Siluriformes; Trichomycteridae
Gene: olfml3a
Product: olfactomedin-like 3a
Exons: 3
Coding region: 1-1194 (397 amino acids)
Biological process (GO): signal transduction
Source: RefSeq, a predicted model, not a curated record